Messenger RNA from Zea mays, 1529 nucleotides. Its product is annotated as Homeodomain-like superfamily protein. Lineage: Eukaryota; Viridiplantae; Streptophyta; Magnoliopsida; Poales; Poaceae. The record is from RefSeq and is a predicted model, not a curated record. Bases 447 to 1325 code for a protein of 292 amino acids. The transcript has a single exon.
CCCCUCCGGUAUCCCGGUCCUGGCGACCGGGCCCUGCCCCUGCCCGGUUCCACCGGUCAUACAAAUCGACACAGGCAGCAGGGAGAGGCCGCGGCGCUUGGCGAUGCACAAGCCACAGCAUAGCGGCGCGAGGGGAGAGGAGAGCCGCGGCCGCGGCCGCCUCUCCAGGGCUAACGCGCGGAAGGGCAUUGGGCACGGGCAGCCACCGCGCCGCUCGCGUCCACGUGAACCCCACCGCGCCGCUCGCGUCCACGUGAACCCCACCGCCGCCACCACCCGCCGCGGCACGCCCCACCCACAAAAACCCAACCGCCCACCACCCAUACCCAGCCGCGCCUUAUCCUCCACCGCCGCCGCCGCCCCCUCCCCCCAACUACUCGUCCUCACCCGCACCCGUAGUCGCCGCCCGCCCCCAGAUCUAGAUCUGAGCCUCCCGUGACCAGACGAUGGCCGACGAGCCUCCGCCACCGGCGCUAGCGAGGAAGAGCGCGCCGGCGCAGCCGUGGUCGCACGUGGAGACCAUGCACCUCAUCGACGCGUACGAGGAGCGCUGGACGGCGCUGCGCCGCGGCCAGCUCAAGGCGCACCAGUGGGAGGAGGUGGCGACCGAGGUCGCCGCCCGUUGCGCCGCCAACCCGGGGGUCAUCGCUCAGCGCAAGACGGGCACGCAGUGCCGGCACAAGCUCGAGAAGCUCCGCAAGCGCUACCGCACCGAGGGCGCCCGCCCCGUCACCUCGCUCUGGCCCUACUUCCGCCGCAUGGAUCGCCUCGAACGGGGGGCCCUCGCAGCCUACCCGGCCGCGGCUAGCUCGCCGCCUGCCGCCGACGGCGACGAAGAGGAGGACGAGGAAGACGUGCAGGAGGAGGAAGAAGUGGAAGAGCUCGUCCCCCGCAACAACACCCGGAGCAUCAACGGCAUCAUCCGGGAAUUCGGCACCGGCCUCGCCCCGCGCCACCCGCAGCUGCAGCUCCACCCGCCGCCUUCUUCCAUCACGCCGUCCACCGCUCCCCCCCGCAAGAGGGUGGCCUACGAGGCAUUCCAGGCCAAGGACGAGGCCGUGGCCGUGGAGAUGACCCGCCGCGGCGGCUCUGGGUGGGCUGUCGCGCAGCUCUCGGUUGUGGUGAGGGAUUUCGGCGAGGGUGUCAUGCGGCUGGAGCGGCGGCGCAUGGAGGUGCAGUGGGAGAUCGAGCGCGGGUGGCAGGAGGCGGACGCCCGCCACGCCAGGAUGCUCAAGGACGCGUUGCGCCAGUUCCGCGACACUGCCGCCGCCGCCGCCUGCGUCUUGCCGCCGAAGAAGGCCAGGAGAGACCAUGGAGACUCGUAGUAAUAGGCUAAUAGCGAUUGAUUUGAUCCUGAUGCUGAUGGUGAUGCUAGCAGGGAAGGCAUCCCCAUCCACCCCAAUUGGAUGUUCCUCCCUCUUCUGUCCAUGUCGUAUAUGAAUAUGAGUGGUAGUACAGUACUGAUUUGCAGCAGCAUUAUGUUCAUUUGUGACCUCAUUUAUGUUAAGCUUGCGUUGCGUUAUGGUGAA